ACGCAGGCCAGGGUCUGAACUUUUCGCUCAAGGCUCUUUCCGCGUGGGCACGUCCGGCCUCGCUCGGGCGGCGCCCCAGCGACGGCACGAUGGACAGCCCCGAGGUCACGUUCACCCUGGCCUAUCUGGUCUUCGCCGUGUGCUUCGUGUUCACGCCCAACGAGUUCCACUCGGCCGGGCUCACCGUUCAAAACCUGCUGUCGGGCUGGCUGGGCAGCGAGGACGCCGCCUUCGUGCCCUACCACCUGCGCCGCACGACCGCCACGAUGCUGUGCCACUCGCUGCUGCCGCUCGGCUACUACGUGGGCAUGUGCUUCGCUGCCUCAGAAAAGCAGCUCUAUGUGCCCAGCCAGGCCCCGGGCAUCUGGAAGACCUUCCUCUUGCUGGCAGUGACCCUGCCUGCCGCCGCCUGCAUCCUCACCCGUGCCUGGUCUCGGGACCACUGGAUUGGCCACCCGUUGGCCCGCACCCUGGCGCACCACGCCCUCCCACAGUCGGGCUGGAGGGCUGUGGCCUCCUCUAUCAACACGGAGUUCCGGCGGGUCGACAAGUUUGCCACGGGGGCGCCGGGAGCCCGAGUGGUCGUGACAGACUCCUGGGUGAUGAAGGUGACUACGUACCACGUGCACGUGGCCCAGCAACAGGACGUGCACCUGACCGUCACAGAGUCACGGCAGCACGAGCUCUCGCCGGACUCAACCCUACCCGUACAGUUCCUCACCAUCCGGGUGGCCAGCACCAACCCCCACGUGGAGGCCUUUGACAUCAGGCUCAACUCGGCUGAGUACGGAGAGCUGUGUUGCUACUGCCGUCCCAUGUGGUGCCUGGCCUGCAUGGGUAGGUGGUUUGCCAGCCGCCAGGACCCGCAGCGCCCCGAGACCUGGCUGGCCAGCUGUGUACCCUGCCCCACCUGCCGUGCACGCUUCUGCAUCCUGGAUGUGUGCACCAUCCGCUGACGCUCCGUGGCCAGCCCGGCCAACGGGAUCCCUGCCCCAGACUGCCCUUGGGUUUCUGCACCCAGGCGCACCCUGUGGGGCCGGGGUUGCCAGGGAACCCAGGGGCAGAAGCAGUUUGUUCUAGAAAGGAAGUUGUCUGUUGAAGUUCUUCCGGGAACCUGGCCAGCGGGGUCCUCUCUCCCCUGCCUGGAGCAGGGUGGGGGACUGUCCACUGCACAGCAGUCCCCAGCUCCUGGGGAAACUGCGGGCAUCUGCCUCUGAACAGCCUUCACCAGCCACCUGCCUUAAUUUGAAGGGACACAGCCUGCUUCUUAGUUCCCUGGAGGACGCACGUCAUUUGUGCCAUGGCUGCCCUCCACCUUGCCCCUGAGCUAGCUGUAGGAUGGCUCAGUGCCUCCCUGUGACUCCAGGAGGGGCACUCAGCCUGCUUUUUACACCCACUCCAAUUCUGCGGGGAGUCAGCCUGGCCCAGAGUGCCGGCUGGUCCCGGCCUUGCCUUCCCCGCCCCUGAGCUGAGGGGGUGCCCAGAGACCCCUGGGAAGUGCCUAGAGGAGAAGGGUGAGCACAUGGGGAGCGGAGAGGGGGGUCCCAGGAUCAGUGAUCAGCAGGUGAAAGCAGCUGGCCCUGCAGGACACCCCUGGGUCUGCCUGUGGACACCCCAAGCCCUCAGCGGGCUGUCCUCCCCUGGAGCCAGGAAGGCUUGGCUGCUUCGGCCACCAGAGGGCGGUGGUCCUGUCCCAGGGAGGGGCUCACUUUCUGUCCUAGGUGUCUUCUGCUGCCCCGUCGAGUCCAGGGAAGGCCGAGGCUCGGCUUCUGGGCCCCAAGGCCGUCAAGCCAAAGACCAGAGCUCUCCUGACACCCUCAGCCCCACACCUGGAAAAAAAUAACUUUUGGGGAGAGCUCCUGCAGGGCCGCCCAGUUCAGAAGGACCCGUGCCAAGGGUCGGGCUGCUGAGGGCCAUGUGCCCACUUCCUGCUGGGGCCGGUGGGGUGGGGAGGGGCCAGCCUCCGAGAGGUGGCCGGUGGGACCUCUCCUCACUUCAGAGCCGGCCCGUUGUGGCCCUCAGCAUUUGCUGCCAGCACUCUGGGUCACACCAGCGCCGAGUGCCUGGCUCAGGGAGCAGAGGCCCAGCGCCAAGGGCCGGGCAGUGAGGAGGUGACAGGCAGGGCCAGAGUCACCUGUCUCAAGACGCGGCGGCUCCGGGCGGGGCAGUGUGGGGACGUUGUCACCCAACAGAAGUGACUGCAUUUCAUAAGGAUGGGGCUGUCGUUGCCCCACACUGCAGGUCAAUAAAACGGUCAUCUGAAGUUGGCA
Molecule: messenger RNA, 2270 nt
Organism: Echinops telfairi (small Madagascar hedgehog)
Lineage: Eukaryota; Metazoa; Chordata; Mammalia; Afrosoricida; Tenrecidae
Gene: TMEM129
Product: transmembrane protein 129, E3 ubiquitin ligase
Exons: 4
Coding region: 90-956 (288 amino acids)
Biological process (GO): protein ubiquitination
Cellular component (GO): endoplasmic reticulum; membrane
Molecular function (GO): ubiquitin protein ligase activity
Source: RefSeq, a predicted model, not a curated record